AUGUCUGCCCCGAUCAUUGCGUGGACGGAUUCUAGUGUAACUCUACACUGGAUCCGCGGCCAUGCAUCUCAAUGGAAACCCUUCGUCGCCCAUCGAGUCUCCGAUAUCCAGGACGCGAUACCGACGGACAACUGGCGGCACAUCCGUUCUUCAGACAAUCCAGCGGACUUGGCAACCCGAGGAAUGAGCCCAGCCGAGCUCAUCGACUCCGAUUUGUGGUGGCACGGGCCGAAAUGGCUGACUGACCAGCCUGAAUUCUGGCCGGCGAUCUUUCCGGAGUCCAACGAGGGUAUAGAGGCAGAGAGAAGAGGAGCCAUGACACACGUCGUUGAAGGGAAACCUGAAGAAGACUUCCUGUCGCGCUUCUCCUCCCUCUCGCGCCUUUUAUCUGUUAUUGCUCAGUGUUUCAGGUUUGCCAGUCUAAGCCGAGGGCAGCCUUCCGAGAGGGGUUUUGUUAAAGCAGCGGAGCGCAAUCACGCCUUCCGAGCAGUUUUGAGAUUCUCCCAACACACCACUUUCCUGGAGGAGAUUGAACAACUGCAACGGCAUGGCGAGCUACGCAAAGCUUCACCCCUUUCUUCGUGUCGACCUUUCUUGGACGACCAGGGCUUAUUGAGGCUAGGAGGGCGCUUAGAAAACGCGGCUCUGCCGUUCAAUGAAAAUCACCCUUACCUUGUGGCGAAGAGAUGUCCGUUGGCCAAGCUUCUGGUACGAGACGCACAUCACCGCACGCUGCAUGGAGGUCCACAGCUCACCCGCAGUUAUUUAAUGCGGAGAGUCUGGAUCGUUCGAGGCCGCUCCUUGGUUCGAUCCGAAAUCGCAGCCUGCGUAACGUGCGCCCGGCUCAGCGGACGUAGAGCUGGACAACUGAUGGGACAGCUUCCACAGGAGCGCACUGCAGCACAAAGAGCCUUUCUAACAACCGGCGUAGAUUAUGCGGGCCCGAUUAAGCUACGUACCUCGCCGGGGCGUGGCCACAAAGCUUACAAGGGCUACAUUGCCCUCUUCGUGUGCCUAUCUACCAUGGCAAUACAUUUGGAAGCGGUGUCGGACCUAACCUCAGCUUCCUUUCUAGCAGCCUUCCGUCGAUUUGUGGGCAGGCGAGGACGUUGUGCCACCCUGUUUAGCGACAAUGGCACUGUAUUCCAGGAAGCUGACAGAGAGCUACGCACUAUGUUCCGCUAG
Osmia bicornis bicornis is the source of this 1185-nucleotide messenger RNA. RefSeq lists its product as uncharacterized. Gene Ontology annotation, molecular function: nucleic acid binding. The coding region runs from base 1 to 1185 and encodes 394 amino acids. Lineage: Eukaryota; Metazoa; Arthropoda; Insecta; Hymenoptera; Megachilidae. The record is from RefSeq and is a predicted model, not a curated record. The transcript has a single exon.